AUGGCGGAUACGUUUUUCUCACUUCAUUGCGAUGGCCUUGAUGGGCCGGUGUAUAUUAGCGAAACGGUUGACCGUGCAAACAAUCCGAGUUUCCAGUCAUUCGACUUGAAUCUAUGUGGCCCACAUGUCUCUCGAAUGGAUGAGUUGACUCUGAGGGUCUGGACAAAGAUUGGCGACGUUACCGAGUUUAUUCUACUAGUUGAACUGCAUCUGCAUUUGCGAUCACUUCAGUUCUUGGGGAGGACAUUGGAGAGCUUCCACCAACCUCUUCCUGCGAACUCGAUCCUUUUCCACUUCCCAGACGGAGUGUAUUGCAACCUUACUGACCUUCCACCGGUCGAAACAUCGCUCCAAGCCGCAGGACAGAAGGUCACUGCAGACGGUACCGUCUUGCCAUCCUCGUCGUAUGACGCGUUGAUGAAAUUGGCCAAUUUGGACGAAUGUGUACAGGAUGCAUUGGCUACCAGGGAGAAAUUGGAAGCUCAGAUUGGCUCCAUUCUACGGCAGAAUGAGCGCUUACUGAAUGUAGCAAGCGAUGCAGCUGCGGCACAGGAAAAGCUUGCUCUUACCAAGCAGUAUGUCGCCACGGAGCGCAAACGCGUCCGCACCGCUGUCAGGCGCAAAGAGGAGCUCAUUGCCAGUAUCAAAGCUCGUCAAGAAGCCAUGGAACAAGGUCGUAGUGCUCAGGAAAAGACACGCAGUCAUCUUCCCGAGGCUCAGGAGAGGUUAGUUUCCAGCGAGCAAUUGCUUGGGCAAAACGAGGAGGACACCAAAGGUCAGCUCCGACGUAUUGCUGAAGACCUUCUCGCGAUCUACCCUAUUGAACCCAUCCCCGAUCAACCCCUGGUAUUCACCAUCGCCGGGCUAGCCCUUCCAAACUCGGACUUCGAGGGUAUCGACCGUGAGGUAGUCGCAGCGGCAUUGGGACACACAGCUCACUUGGUCUAUCUGCUCUCAUUCUACCUGUCGGUGCAUCUCCCAUACUCGAUCAACGCGAACGGGUCAACAUCGUUCAUACAGGACCCCAUCUCCGCAUCACUCCCACAGCGCACCUACCCGCUCUACCCAGUAAGUGUGCAGUACCGGUUCGAGUACGCAGUCUUCCUCCUCAACAAAGACAUUGAAUACAUCCUCAUCAAACAAGGAUUACGCGUCUUGGAUAUCCGACACACCCUUCCCAACCUCAAGUACCUCCUUUAUGUUCUUACAUCUGGUGACUCGGUGAUCCCCGCCCGUAAAGUUGGUGGUGUCCGAGCUCUUGUUGCUGGGUUAUCCACUCCCAAUCUAUCACGACGUGGUAGUGUGGACAGUGGUGCAUCUGGUGAGCUGGUGCAGCCACGCAAAGCUUGGGAGUCAAUGUCCCGAAUGAACGUCAGCCUCGCCUCACAUAAGGUGAAAUAG
Molecule: messenger RNA, 1401 nt
Organism: Penicillium digitatum Pd1
Lineage: Eukaryota; Fungi; Ascomycota; Eurotiomycetes; Eurotiales; Aspergillaceae
Product: putative UV radiation resistance protein (UVRAG)
Biological process (GO): SNARE complex assembly
Cellular component (GO): lytic vacuole; endosome
Molecular function (GO): SNARE binding
Source: RefSeq, a predicted model, not a curated record